Messenger RNA from Grosmannia clavigera kw1407, 2271 nucleotides. RefSeq names its product ring finger protein. The coding region runs from base 1 to 2271 and encodes 756 amino acids. Gene Ontology annotation, cellular component: cytoplasm. Lineage: Eukaryota; Fungi; Ascomycota; Sordariomycetes; Ophiostomatales; Ophiostomataceae. The transcript has 4 exons. The record is from RefSeq and is a predicted model, not a curated record.
AUGCGCCUAGCGUGGUAUGCUGGGGCCUCUACGGCUUUAGCGGCCGGCGUGAUCGUCUCGGCCUUUCACCAGCGGGCCAACUUCUACUCGGCCACAGUCCAUCUGUUCCAGAGCAACCUGAGUCUCAUGGUACUCGUGAACCUCACCAUCCUUCUGUACUCGUCCCUCGUAUACGGGCUGCAACGAAUAUGCUACGGUCGGCUCCGCGCGGUCGAGGUCGAGCAGCUGUACGACAAGGCAUGGUUUGCCGUGACGGAGACGUGCCUGGCCAUGACCAUCUUCCGCGACGAGAUUGGUGGGUCGUUUAUCGUGCUCUUCGUGGCCCUGCUCACCGGCAAGGUCUGGGGUUGGAUUGGCGAGGGUCGCGUGGAGGCGCUCGAGCAACAGCCACCGGCGAAUCCGCGGCUCUUCCACAUGCGGCUCAGCGUGUCCCUCCUGCUCAGCCUAGGCUACGACCUGCUGCUGCUGCGCUUUGCGGUGCGCACAGUGAUCCAGGCAGCACGAGCCGACAUGAUGGUCAUGUUCCUGUUCGAGUUUGCCGUCCUCUUUAUCGCGUCGCUGCACAUGGCCUCGCGCUACAUGAUUGUGCUGAUGGACAUCAACAUCAUCCGGAAGCAGACGCGGGACCGGUUGCAGGCCCGUCGCCAGCAGGUGCGCGAGGAGCGGGAGGAGGUGCUGCGGCGCCGCGAGGCCGGCGAGGCCGGCGAGCCGGACGACGGGCUGCCGCUACCAGACGAAGACGACAUUGACGAGAUGGACAUUGAGGUGCCCGGCUGGGAGGCCAAGGGCCAGUAUGUCCUUGGACUGGACCUCUGGACAGACUUUGUCAAGCUGUGCCUCUACGCCACGUUUUUCUUUGUGCUGCUGACAUUCUACGGACUGCCGCUGCACAUCAUUCGCGACCUCUUCAUGACGGUGCGGUCGUUCAUCAAGCGCCUGGGUGCACUCAUGAAGUACCGGCAGGCGAUGCGGGAGAUGAACAGACACCCCGACGCGACGGAAGAGGAGCUGUCACGAGAGAACACGUGCAUCAUCUGUCGGGAAGAUAUGCAUGUAUGGGAUGCCAACGACACGACGGCGGUCGAGCGGACGCGGCCGAAGAAGCUGCCCUGUGGCCAUAUUCUGCAUCUGGGCUGUCUCAAGAGCUGGAUGGAGCGGCAGCAGGUGUGUCCGACCUGUCGACGGCCAGUGACGGUCCACGAAGAGACGCAGAACCGGAAUGGAGAUGCGGUCCUCUUCCGGCUGGGGCUGAACGUGCGUGGCGAUCAGGGAGGCGACGGAGGCGCGGCUGAUGGUGUGAACGCGGCGGCACAGAACCAGGGAGCUGCCGGAGUUGCUGGGGUUGUUGGGGCUGCGGGCAGACUCCCUGCUCCAAACGGACAAGCGGGCGCCCACGUGAAUGGCCAGCUGGCCGACGGUCAACGUGGCGCGGCUGCUGUCAGGAUGUUCAACUUUGGGCCCUUGAGGCUGGGCAUCGCCCAGGGAGGGAUCCAGGACAUACAGCAGAUGGCUCAGCGUCUGGGCAUCCCGGCGGCUGUGGCUGGAGCCGGAGCCGGAGAAGGGGCAGGAGCGGGUGUUGGUGCUGGUGCUGCACCCCUUCCAGAAGCUCCGUUGCCAGGUGUACUGCCAAAUGUACUGCCAGGCGGACUUCCUGGCGGACAUCCAUUCCACGGAAUGGCAGACCCGCUGUCGCCAGAAGCGAUCCUGGCCGACAUUCAGGCGAUCGAGCAGCGCGUCGAUAUGGUUCUGCGGCUGAUGCAAAAUGCAUCUCUAGAAGCCCAGAACAUGCGACACGUGAUGACAGAAUACAUUCGUCUCCGACAAGGCCAAGAACCCACCGGUCCAACCACAGCUGCUGCUCCCGCGACUGCAACGACGCCUGUCCGACUGGCAACAGACGCGACGGCACCCCCGAUCCACGCAGGCAGCCCAGAGCUGCCAGCAGGCGUGCAGAUCCCAACAGGCUGGUCGCUGAUCCCGCUGCAGCGUGCGAGCGAGAUGUCAACAGCAGCCGCAGAGACAGCAGUGCCUGCAGUCCCAACCGAACAGCAGGCUAGCGGGUCCUCUAAUGGGGCCGAGACGGCAAACACAGAUUCGUUGAGCGCAGGGCCUAGCUCACAGGGAAGCCAGACAACGUCUGCAGCCUGGAGGGAAUCUGCACCGCUGCGGAGUCGAGUCAGCAGCGCCAGCAGUAAUGCUAGCGAGAGCGGCAGCAGUAGCUCGGGCUCGGACGGCCAGGUGGCAGCAGCUGGCGCCGACAUGAGCAGCUGA